Molecule: messenger RNA, 739 nt
Organism: Diachasma alloeum
Lineage: Eukaryota; Metazoa; Arthropoda; Insecta; Hymenoptera; Braconidae
Gene: ND-ACP
Product: acyl carrier protein, mitochondrial
Exons: 4
Coding region: 127-600 (157 amino acids)
Biological process (GO): fatty acid biosynthetic process
Cellular component (GO): mitochondrion
Molecular function (GO): acyl binding; acyl carrier activity
Source: RefSeq, a predicted model, not a curated record
CUGGGAACGUUCUCUCCAUCACCGGAAGUCAUUGCUCUGAUCGCGAAACAGUGGGGGUACGUCUCCAACACUCGUUCAUUCUCCCUAACCUCUCGAUUAAUCGAGUGAGUUGUAGUGGUUGAUUAAAUGGCGUCGUUGAGCAGUGUCAGACUGUUGUCGAGGGGCACCGGGUGCAUCAGGGGAAUCAAUGCAACGGGAUUCAGGGCUCGGAGCCAGGCGCUUUUCGCCUCCGCCAACGGAUCCCGACUCAUUCACACGAAUUUCAGGGGGGCCAAGGCACUUCUCGCAUCCACCAAUGUUCAGGGGCCACGAGUCGAGCUGACACGUUUCUACAGUGGUAAACAACCAUUGACACUCGAUUUAAUUCGUGAAAGGGUUCUCUUGGUCCUCAAACUCUAUGACAAAGUCGAUGUGAAUAAGCUGUCACUGGAUUCUCACUUCAUGAAUGAUCUGGGUCUUGACUCUCUGGACCAUGUGGAGGUCAUCAUGGCCAUCGAGGAUGACUUUGGGUUCGAGAUACCCGACGUUGAUGCUGAGAAACUCAUGAAACCCGGGGACAUUGUACGCUACAUCGCUGAUAAGGAGGACAUCUACGAAUAGAGAUUAAUUUCCGACAUUUUUUUUUCAUAAAAAAACCAAAUAAGAAAAGAAUGAUUUGAUAUUAGUGCGCUAUCAUCUCAACUGGAUUCCUUUUUCUUCUGUACAUAGAAUAAAUAAAACGUACGUGUCGUUAGAAUUA